CCUCAGGAGGCUGAGGAAGGAGGAUAGCAAGUUCAAGGCCAGCCCCUACCACUUAUCAAGACCUUGUCUUUAAAAGGGGGGGGCGGUAAUAUGUGUCUAUAAGGCCCUAGAUUCAAUGCUUUUUUUGUUUGGUUGGUUGGCUGGUUGGUUUUGGUUUUUGGUUUUCAGUUUUUCUCCGCAAAGUUUCUCUGUGUCGCCCUGGUUACCUUGAAACUCCCUCUGUAGACCAGGUUGGCCUCGAACUCAGAGAUUUGCCUGCCUCUGCCUCCCAAGUACUGGGACUAAAGGCGUGCGCCCCCACUGCCCAGCUCAAUGCCCAUUUUUUGAACCAUCUAGUGAAAAUGGGAUAGGAAAUCUCUUGAGAAUAAUAUUGUGACUGGAGAGUACAAAAACAAAAGCUGAGCUUGCUGACAGACACCUUGAACCCCAGCACUCUGGAAGCAGAGGCAUUUGGGUCUCUGUGAGUUUGAGUCCACCCUGGUCUACAGCCAGGAAUACACACAUAGUGAGGUCUUGUCUCCAAAAUUAAAUAAAUUAACUAGUUAAUUUUUUAAAAAUCAGGGGUGCUGAGGAGAAGGCUCAGUUGAUAGUGCUUGGGCACAUGCCUGAGUACCUGAGUUCAGGUCCCCACUUAAAAACUGGGCACAGUGACAUGCCUGUAACCCCACCACUAAGAGUGGGGAGCUGAGACAGGUGGAUCUCUAAAGCUCACUGGCCAGCCAGUCUAGCUAAAGCCAUGUGCUUCAGAUUCAGCAAGAUGACCUUGACUAAAAAAAAAAAUCUAAGUGGAGAGCACUGGAGAAAAGCCAUCUAAAAUGUCAGCUCUACACAUAUAUACAUGCAUCCACAUACACACUCUUAAAACACACACCCCAAAAUUAUAAUGAUGGCAUACAGAGAGCAGACUGACUUGGCUAGCACAUGUGGAACUUAAAAUUGGGGUGGGGGGGGCAAGCAAAAAUGUAUUGAACAAAUACUUGAGAAAGAAAAGCGUAGUUUCUGAGAAAGGAGCAUCUAUGAGAAAGGUUGUGGGGUGAAGAGAGGAGACGGCAGGGUGAAAGGUGGGUCCUUAGAGGGGCACGAUGGAUCACCACAGAUGUGGCUUCCCGAAAGCAGAAGGGCUGGUUAGGACAGAGCUCAUGUAACUCUCCUGACCUACCACUCCUGCCUUAGAUCCAUGGACCCCAGUGAAGCCCCUGCUGUCCACCCCUGCUCGGCUGACUCUUCCCCAGGGCAUGAGACCAGAGUUUCCCAGAGCACAGAGCUUAUUCCCAAGAGACCUGUCAGUCGCUCUCCAACCUGUGCCCGCUGUCGCAACCAUGGUGUCACAGCCCACCUCAAGGGCCACAAGCGCCUCUGCCUCUUCCAGGCUUGCGAGUGUCACAAAUGUGUCCUCAUCCUGGAACGUCGGAGAGUCAUGGCUGCCCAAGUAGCCUUGCGUAGGCAGCAGGAGGCACAGCUGAAGAGGCACCUGGCUCAGGGACUGAUGAAAGGGGCAGCCCCUCUGAAAGCUCCCCUCCGUGUCAAGAAGGGAGCCUUUCGGCCAGGGGUCCCUUCUGGAAAGGAGAACAUAGCACCCCAGCCUCAGAGUCCCCAUGGAGCAGUCCCACUGGUGCUGACACCCCCGGGGAAGGAGAACUAUGGGCCUCUGCUGCUCAGCCGCCCCCAGGAAGCCUUGCCUUUGCCCUGGACACCAUUGCCUGCUGGACCUUGGGGCCCCGGACACUGGCUGCCCCCAGGACUCUCAAUGCCCCCUCCAGUAGUGUGCCGCUUGCUGUGCCAAGAACCUGCUGUCCCUCUACAUCCUUUCCCUGGCUUUGACCCUGGCACAUCUCUCCGGCUGCCCACUCAUGGGACCCUCCCAACCUGCCCAGGAUCUCGCUCAGUACUGGCAGCUCCACUUUCUGGAGAGCCCCAAGGACCCCCUAACCUGCCUCACACAUGUUCGACUCUGAUACUCCAGUCCUGUGGCUCCCCAGACUCUCUUCUGCUACAGCCACAGGCCCCGGGAGCCUCUUGCCUGGCCUGGACAUCUGGCCCCUCAGAGCGGCAGUUGCAGCGAGAGGCAGCUGAGGCCCUUGUAGGUCUGAAAGAUGCAUCCCAGGCUCCCCGCCUAACCCCAUCUGUCCCCCCGAACCCUGCCUGGAUCUCUCUGCUGCACCCCUGUGGCCCACCAGCUCCUCCUGGGGGAAGAGGAUUCCAGCCUGUUGGCCCACCCCUCCGGCCUAGUCCGGCCUCCUCUGUCUCCCUGCACAUUGGGCGUCUGGGGUCCAUCUCUCUCCUCAGCUAGAAACCAGAGGUGGAGGCUGCCUUACUGGGACAAAGAGAUGACAAGCUGCAGGCACUUCAUAUUUGGUAUUUUAUUUAUGCAUUUUGCAUAGAAUUUAAUGUAAUGCAAGAUUCAGCCUUUUUUUUUUUUUUAAGCUUUCUGGUUCCUUUUGUAGUGUGGGUAUUUCCUUGACUAGAAGUGAAUGUUCUCAUAGCCCUUUUUAAGUCCCUCAAUAGAGGUAGCUGGGCAGUUUAAGAGGACCAUAUCUAAAUACAUUUUUGCAUGAGUUUAUGUUAUAUGCCUGGAUGCUCAAGUCUGUCUCUGCAUGUGAAAACACAAGAAUAUGUUCACUUUGUAUGUAAGUUUCCGUAAGCAAGAAAUAAACCUUUGCCAUUUAAACCAUCAA
Molecule: messenger RNA, 2675 nt
Organism: Peromyscus maniculatus bairdii (prairie deer mouse)
Lineage: Eukaryota; Metazoa; Chordata; Mammalia; Rodentia; Cricetidae
Gene: Dmrtc2
Product: DMRT like family C2
Biological process (GO): regulation of DNA-templated transcription
Cellular component (GO): nucleus
Molecular function (GO): sequence-specific DNA binding
Source: RefSeq, a predicted model, not a curated record